Molecule: messenger RNA, 1704 nt
Organism: Hibiscus syriacus
Lineage: Eukaryota; Viridiplantae; Streptophyta; Magnoliopsida; Malvales; Malvaceae
Product: histone-lysine N-methyltransferase SUVR4-like
Exons: 10
Coding region: 1-1704 (567 amino acids)
Cellular component (GO): nucleus
Molecular function (GO): zinc ion binding; protein binding; histone methyltransferase activity
Source: RefSeq, a predicted model, not a curated record
AUGGAUAUGAUGAAGCAGAUUGUUUUGGAUGCAAAAAUAGAUUAUCCAGCUGCUUGCAAUGCAAUGAUGUUUCUUUCCUCCAUUUGCAGUGCACAUACUGAUUGUAUCAUUACAGAAGACUGGGAAACUACAGAAGUCUUCCUGCAUCAAGUCACAGGAUUGGACCAAGUUAUUGAAUUAUGGUCUGAUGACGCUGAAGCAGAUAUUGUAGUGAAAAGGUGCAGGAGGCAAACUGAUGGUUCGGUGAAGAGGACUAAAACCUGGGCUUUAUCAAAAGGGGAAGCACAAUUAACUGGUGUUUCUUUUAACAGUUACCUCCGGUUGUAUGGACAGAACCAGAAUCAGGCGUUGCAUGAAUCUAUACCAUCAGAUAGUGGGGCUCCAAUUGCUUCUAUUCAUCAAGAUCAAAUUUCAUGUGAAUUUGGUUCUUCCAGUAGAAAAGUUACAAAUGUUAAGGUAGAGGGGGUCUAUCUUGGAAAAGACAUUUUGGACUCGCCGAAUCUGGAAGCAAUCAUGACGGAAGUGGAAAACGAAUAUCGAACCAUUUACAGAAUCGCAGACCCAGAUUUCUCCGUGUUUAAGCUCAUGCAAGAUAUCUGCAAACGUUGUUCAUCAGCACAACUUUCUAAACAAGAGAUUUUAAACACAAAUGAGCCUGCAAUGACUCCAACUGCAGUUGAUAAAGAGACCCAAAUCUCCCAACUGGUUCAUGGCUGCAGACUGAAGGCUGUCAUGAAGAAUCUGCAGGACAUAACCCGUGGAGAAGAAGGUGUACAAAUACCCUUGUUGAACGACAAUGGUGCCAUGGAAUUGCCAAACUUUUUCUACAUUUCUAAGAACUUAGUGUUCAAAGAUGCUUAUGUGAGUUUUUCAUUAGCUCGUAUAUCAGAUGAGAGUAUUUGUUCACAAUGUGUUGGUGAUUGUCUGUCAUCGGACAUACCAUGUGCAUGCGCCGGAGAGACCCGAGGGGAAUUUGCUUACACAAAAGGAGGAUUCUUAAAAGAAAAGUUUCUAGACGAAGCCAUAACAAUGUCACGUAAGCCUAAAAGACAACACUUUUAUUACUGUGAAAACUGCCCUUUGGAGAAUAAUCCAUUGGAAAAGUACAAAAGAAACAGGGCAUGCAAGGGACACCUAAUGAGAAAGUUCAUCAAAGAAUGCUGGGACAAGUGCGGCUGUAACAAGAAAUGUGGGAACCGUGUGGUUCAAAGAGGCAUCAGAGCUUCUUUGCAGGUGUUUGGCACCCAAGAAGGGAAGGGUUGGGGGCUUCGAGCCGUGAAUGCAUUGAAGAAAGGGACAUUUGUGUGCGAGUACGUGGGGGAGAUUGUAACCAACCAUGAACUGCAUUUGAGAAAUAACCAGAGAAGUGGAGAGGAAGAGCAUACAUAUCCUGUGUUAUUGGAUGCAGAUUGGGGCUCUGAGCGUGUUCUCAAGGAUGAAGAAGCUCUUUGUUUGGAUGCUACUAACUACGGUAACUGCGGCAGAUUUAUCAAUCACAGGUGUUUUGAUUCAAAUUUAGUGGAGAUUCCAGUGGAGAUGGAGAUUCCAGAUCAUCAUUAUUAUCAUCUCGCUUUUUUCACGGCCAGAGAUAUCGAAGCAGCUGAAGAAUUAACUUGGGAUUAUGGCAUCCACUUCGAUGACAAAACUCAUCCCAUUAAAGCAUUUAAUUGCAAAUGUGGAAGUAAAUUUUGUCGAGACAAGUAA